Molecule: messenger RNA, 2894 nt
Organism: Cyclopterus lumpus (lumpfish)
Lineage: Eukaryota; Metazoa; Chordata; Actinopteri; Perciformes; Cyclopteridae
Gene: dapk2b
Product: death-associated protein kinase 2b
Exons: 10
Coding region: 255-1721 (488 amino acids)
Biological process (GO): protein phosphorylation; positive regulation of apoptotic process; intracellular signal transduction
Cellular component (GO): cytoplasm; nucleus
Molecular function (GO): ATP binding; protein serine/threonine kinase activity
Source: RefSeq, a predicted model, not a curated record
GCGCCAUCAGGGGGAGGGACUUCUGCAGACACAAAAGCCUGAUGGUGCUGCCAUCAGUGACAGAACAACAGAGACGCUAAAGGAGCAGUUUUGUGUCUGAACCGACCGGCUGUAGGAGACGUGGGAACCGAUGCAAGUUUAUCGGCAGCUCUGCAUCUGACAGAAGCUUCGACAUAAGGGUUGGACUUGAGGAGGAAGGGAACGAGGUGGAUAGACGGGCUUCAGUGUACACAUCAAGAAGAUAAACUACUUCAAUGAAGACACCUGGCAUGGCGGUAUUCAAGCAGCAGCACAUGGAUGAUUUCUAUGAAAUUGGAGAAGAACUAGGAAGUGGGCAGUUUGCAAUUGUCAAACGUUGUAUAGAAAGGAGUACAGGCAUCGAAUUUGCAGCCAAGUUCAUCAAGAAGCGCCAGAGUCGGGCCAGUAGACGUGGCGUAAAAAGAGAUGAGAUUGAGAGGGAGGUGGGCAUCCUGCAGCAGCUCCAGCACAACAACGUUGUCGCACUACACGAUGUGUACGAGAACCGCACAGAUGUGGUGCUCAUCCUCGAACUGGUAUCUGGAGGAGAGCUGUUUGAUUUCUUAGCUCAAAAAGAGUCUCUCAGUGAAGAGGAGGCUACUCGGUUUAUCAAACAGAUCCUAGAUGGAGUCGAGUACCUCCACUCCAAGAGGAUCGUACAUUUUGAUCUGAAGCCUGAAAACAUAAUGCUGCUGGACAGGAAUGUUCAUCUACCCCGCAUCAAACUCAUAGACUUUGGACUGGCACACAAAAUUGAAGCUGGGGCAGAUUUCAAAAACAUUUUUGGAACUCCUGAGUUUGUUGCUCCAGAGAUAGUCAACUAUGAGCCACUGGGAUUGGAGGCAGACAUGUGGAGUAUUGGAGUCAUCACAUAUAUACUUUUGAGCGGCGCGUCACCUUUCCUGGGCGACACGAAGCAGGAAACGCUGGGAAACAUUUCGGCGUUGGACUACGAUUUUGACGAAGAGCUCUUUAGCAAUACAAGCGAGCUGGCCAAGAGCUUCAUCAGACAGCUCCUGGUGAAGGACACGAGAAAACGGAUGACCAUACAAGAGGCCCUCAACCAUCACUGGAUUAAGUCCUGGGACCACAUAGAAGAGGAAAGCGCUGCCCGUGAGGCUGAGAAGAAAGCGGAGCAGCUGAAGACGAAGCGUCUAAAAGAGUACACCAUUCAGUCCCACUCCAGUAUGCCCCAGAACAACACGUAUGCUAACUUUGAGCGUUUUGCCCAUGUGGUGGAGGACGUGAGUCUGAUGGAGAGGGGGCUGUCCGAGGUGGCAGUAGCCCACCACACUCUGCAGGGUGAAAUCGAAGCACUGCUCUCCAUCUACAAUGACAAGGAGAGCUGGUACAAGGAGGAGAGUGAGACUGCGAGGAAGCAUCUGUCCCAGGUCCGUUACGAGUUUUGUAAAGUGGAGGCCACGAGGAGGCUGCUGCAGGAGGACUUGAAGUCUAUAGAUGUCAGUCUGGAGAGCAUCAGUGGGAAGUAUAGCCAUAGGCAGAGUCAGCUGGACGCUCUGAGGCAGGAGCUGAACUCUGAGCUCCAAUGGCUGCAGGAGGUGAUGGGCUCUCUGCAUCCGGAAGGAGCCAACAGCAGCAGUAUGAAUACGGACGUGAAGCAUGCGAUGAAGGAGCUGCUGCACCAGUCCUGCAGGAGGGAACUGAGCCCUGAGGCCAAACAGCCACUCACAGAGUCUGGCUAACAUACACAAAUGAAGAUACUCUUCAAUUGACCUUAAAAAACCGUGACAUUUAAAAAAUACAAGAUUAUGCUGUUUGAAUUCUCCACUUUUUUUUCAGCAGCACAAACUGAAUGUAUAUCUGUCUCUCUACAUGUGCUUAUUUUUCUAAUUUUAAUGUUUUGUGUGAACUCUGGUGAGCGUUGACCAUUUAUUUUCAGUUAAAGUAAUAGUAGGUAUAGGAAUUUGAGGAAAUAAACUUAUUUGCGUUCUUACUAAGCGUUGAAUGAGAAUAUGGAUACCACUUUCACAUCUGUAUGGUAAAUAUGAAGAUAUGAGAGUGUCAUCAAACUCUUGGCAAGAAAGCAAAUAAGCAUCUUUCCCAAAAUGUCUAACUAUUACUUUUAGAUAGCACGAUUAUAGAUGGAAUUAUUCUAAAAUGUAAGUGAUACUAACAGACAAUUAUGCUCUUGUUUGAUUGAGCGGAUUUCUUAGCGUUUUAAUUUGAAGAAUUGAUAUUGUACAUGAAUAUCAGUUCUGGAUGGUUUUACUCUUUUCAAUGUGAUGUAUCAUAAUUUCACAUUUUUUAAUUGAUUUAUUUUUUCAUUCCAUAAUUUUUAUUUUAUUUUAUUGACUGUAUAUAGUGAUGUUUCUUGUUUUUUUCAAAAUGUUUGUCCAUUUGUAAUGUAAGUUACAUGUGUAGUCUUUUUUCCUAUUAUCUCUGAUCUAUUUUUCAUAGAUUAAAAUGUGCACUUUUAGAAUAAGACUACAUGGAUUUAAGUAAAGGUAACUAACUAAUUAUUUAACUAUUUUCUUUAUUUCUUUGAGAUGUUUUAUGAGACAUCAGGAACAACAAAAAUAACAUCGAUAAUAAGAUCACAUGUGUUUCAGUAUGUCAUCUCUUUGUCAGUGUUUUUAGCAUCACAACAGAUAUUCCUGUGCACGGUUCAUAAUUUGCGCCUUUGAUGUACUCACUGACAUUAUCCACUGUUGUCUUAACACUGAAAUAAAUGUUCAUCAUUUAUUAUGUAUCUGGUUGACAGAUUAUUCUGUUUUGUGAUCUGUGAUUUUAAUAUGUUACCUCAGAUUAUAGUGUCAAAAUUAGACCAGUGCCAUCGCGUUAUGUUUUUGAAUUUGCUUGAACAUUUGACAUUAAUAUUAAAGAUACUUCCCCCGUUAUGUCAUCCCUCAUUGUGU